UGAACGUGAGAUCGGAAGGAUUGUUUGUGUUUCAUCUUUCCGUCACGACUUUUAUCCCAUUUACUUAUAUUAUUAUAUUAUAUUAUUAUUACUAUCAUAGUAUAUAAAUAUAAAUUAGUUAUUUAAAAAAAAAUAUUUGAGCGUAUAAAUUUUCAAUUAACAAUUUAGUGUAUUAAUAAAUUGGAGUGUAUAAAAUUUUUUUACAUCAAUGUGAUAGCGUUUAUUAUUAAUAAUUGUUAAUAGUGAAAAUUUUAAUUAUUUGCAUACUUAAUUUUAAAAAAAAAAUUAUUUGACAAAAAAUUAUUUACAAGAAGAUGAUCCAAUAACUGAAUAAUUAUACUGGAAUAAUUACACAAAUAAUUAUAAUUAUUUAAGAUAAAAAAUUAAGUUAUAAAUUAAAAAAACAUAAUUGUUACUUUUGUGAAUUAUUUAAUAAUCAAGGUUAUAGUGAAAUUAUAAACUCAACAUAUUGUUUGUUUUUUAAAAACUUUAAACUACCCAAGUAAAAUCAGCAAUUUAGAUAUCUAGAAAAUAAUUAAAUUUAGAUUCUUCUUCAUGCACCGGAUGCGCGUAAGUUGUCACGGAUAUAAUUAAGGCCGUCUGGAAGUGCCGGGCCGCAUAAAAGACCGCAAAAAAUAAAAAAGUUGAAAAAAAAAAAAAAUCAAGUUUUAAAAGAGUAAAGCAACGAGCGACAGUCGGCAAGAAUAUAAGGAACAGGUGAAGGUAAAGGGAAACUAAAGCUGUGAAUGACGGCUGUUGUAAGUGAAGGUCAAGAAAAAGACACGCUCGGUUUCGGAGCGGAACAGGAUUAUAAUAUAUUAAAGGUGAUGCUCGGUUUCGUGUUAGUUUAAAUAAGCCAACAGUGAGUUUAGUAUUGGUAUUAAAAUCCAUACACUGGUUUUGUUUAGUAUCGACUAUAACUAAAAUCUAUCGUUCAGACGGUGCAACUGCAGCCACUUUACUGGCAUAAUGCAUAUAUGUAUAUAUAUAUAUAUUGGAGUAGUAGUAGAUAAAUAGUAGCAGCAACGGCAGAAGCAAAGUCGCUAGUAUAGGUUGAUACAUUUGAAGUAAUCGCGUGUAUAUACUCGAUGUUGUGUCCAUUGUGCCCAACGUGCUUCAACGUGCUGUGAUAAAGCUGUGAUAUUGUGCAUUUCAUCGACUAAAACCCAUGUGUAUGGGAUCGUCAUUCGUUCUAUUCAUUUAUACUUCGACGCGCUUCACCGCAUCAAAUACAAAUAGCAUAAUUGACAAAUGAUCCAUUGGUAUAAGAGUGAAGAAAGUUGAAUGCUCGUGGCAGAAACUAUUGAGACAAUCAUCAAGCACUUGGUUACGGUGGUUUACUAAGGGGUCACGGACAACAACAACAGGUGGUCGACAACGAGUUACUGACUUUGAAUUGAAGACGGUCUUAUGUACUCGUAAUAAUAAUAAUCAGCUUAUCGAUUAUUAAAAUAGCAAACCACCACUCUGCAUAUGUAUGCACAUAAAAUUUAAUUACUAUAAAAUAAUUUCGAAAAAGUGUGAAAAAGAAUUUUAAAUAAACCUGUAGGAUCAAUAAGAAACGUCAAUACGACUGGGCAAAGCGAAAUACCGGUUGAAAGCCGGUCGUGGUGGCGGUGCGAGUGCAAGUGCCUUGACGACAUGCGAUUAAUACAGAGGUUAGCGAUCAGCGGACUGCUUUCAGUCAUGCUGAUCGUAUUAUUAACUGGUACAUUUAUAACCCGCCGUGAUCUUAUAACGAGUGUUGUCGAUCGUGGUGUCGGGCCUGAGGAAAGAUCCGAACAAAUAAAUCCAGCAUGGGUCCAGGACAAUGCUAUUUCUGAUCCAGAACAUCAACGAAACGAGCUCAAAGAACGUCGACCCGUCAAUGUCAGACACAGACCAGCCGAUUAUCUCGAGCAGUCUUCAGCAAUUGCAUCACCUACCGAUCCCAUUCCUGUUUACCUUGUUAAGGCACCCAAUCCACCGCUGGAUGACAUCACCAAUCAACGCCGUGAAAAAAUUAAGGAGAUGAUGAAGCAUGGCUGGGACAAUUAUGUGAGAUACGCCUGGGGCAAAAACGAGCUGAGACCAAUCUCCAAGAGAGGACACAGUGCCAGCAUUUUUGGAGCUUCAAAUAUGGGCGCUACCAUCGUUGAUGGGAUGGACACGCUUUAUAUUAUGGGACUUCAUGAUGAAUAUAAACAGGCACGAGAUUGGAUUGCUCAGAACCUUGACUUCGAUAUUAAUUCAGAAAUAUCUCUAUUCGAAGCUAAUAUUCGUUUCAUGGGAAGUUUAUUAACUAACUAUGCACUCACAGGAGAUGUUAUGUUCCGAGACAAGGCUGUACAACUUGGUGAGCGAAUGCUACCAGCUUUUCAAACAGAAACGGGAAUCCCUCAUUCCCUUAUCAACCUUCAUACUGGGAUGAGUAGAAACUACGGUUGGGCAAGUGGUGGCUGUAGUAUCCUCUCAGAGUUAGGUACUAUGCAUCUUGAGUUCUCAUAUCUGAGUGAUAUAACUGGCAAUCCGGUUUUCAAGAGUAAAGUCGAACACGUGAGAUCAACAUUGAGGAGUCUUGAAAAACCCAAAGGCUUAUAUCCUAAUUUCAUUCAUCCACGAACCGGCAAGUGGGGAUUACAUCAUAUAUCUCUUGGGGCUUUGGGUGAUAGUUUCUAUGAGUACUUAUUGAAAGCGUGGAUUCAAUCCGGUAAAGACGAUACUGAAGCACGUGAAAUGUAUGAAGAAGCUAUUAAUGCAAUAAUUGAUCACAUGAUCUUCAAAUCACCCGGAGGAUUAACUUAUGUAUCUGAUUUAAAAUAUGAUAAAGUUGAACACAAAAUGGGUCACCUCGCUUGUUUUGCUGGUGGAAUGUUUGCACUUGGUGCAAAAGCGAUGGAAAAUGAUGAAUCUAAAAAUCAUAUGGCGUAUGCUGCCGAACUAACAAGAACUUGCCAUGAGUCUUAUGACCGUAGUGUUACUAAACUCGGUCCUGAAACAUUCCAUUUCACCGACAAAACAGAAGCUAAAUGUUUGAAGAACGGUGAAAAAUACUACAUUUUACGACCAGAGACUUUUGAAUCUUACUUCAUACUGUGGCGAUUGACAAAAGAUCCUAAAUACCGUGAGUGGGGUUGGGAAGCUGUAGAAGCUUUGGAAAAGCAUUGUCGUGUACCAGGAGGAUUCACAGGAAUCAGUAAUGUGUAUUCAGUGGACUCAGCAAAAGAUGACGUUCAGCAAAGUUACUUCUUUGCCGAAACACUCAAGUAUCUCUAUCUACUCUUCAGUGAUGACAGUCUUAUAAGCCUGGAUGAUUGGGUAUUUAAUUCAGAGGCUCACAUGCUUCCAAUUAAAGGAAAUCCUCUCUACCGUCAAGCACCUACGACGCUAUAAGCCGUGUAAUCGAACAAAUCUAGACAAUCCGGUAGUGGUCUCGUUAUUUCCUCUGACUAGUUUAUAAAUAGUCGACAGACAAGAUCUUCCCGGAAAAUUACAUAUUAUGUAUUUAAUUAUGGGCUUUAUGACAAUGUUAAUAAUUCACACUCUCGAUAAAUAGAUUAAGGUACUCCAAUAAAUAUUAAUAAUAAUAAUUAUUUUAUAAGAUUUUAUAUUCUAAUUAUUUAUAAAUUACGCGAUCAAUUUUUUUUUCUAAUGCAAUAUUUAUCGUCGAUCAAAUUUUAAAAUUAAAUACUUACAUUAAGUUUUUAAAGUGAAUAAAAAUAAAUAUAUAAUAUACAUUUAUUGGAUUACCUUAAUCUAAUGUAAUUAAUAAGACGAGUAUACAAAAAAAAACGUAAACAAAUAAUCAAUUAAUAUAAAAUAUAAUAUAAGAGGAAAAAAAGUAAAUUCAAAUAAAAAUGUCGACAAUUAUUGUAAAUAUUGAAAUUAUAAAAUUAUGAGGAUAGAGAUAUGUCUAUGCUUUGCGCAUAACUAGAACGAUUGAUAACCGCUUACAUAACUUUUACCUUAAAUUUAAAAAAGUAAUAAGGUAAAUAUAUGUGGCCUAAGUUAAAUAGCGGCAUGCAGCAACGAAUGAAUUAAUAAAUCGUCCUAGACUGACACCAGAGCCAUCGAGACUGAUUUCAUGAUAAGGCCUGGAUUUAUUAAUUAAUGCUACUUGACACUAUAACUUUUAUCCAAAAAAAUAUAUCAACAAAUUAUUACGCUGUAUAUGUUUUAUGCUUUUAUUCAAUCAUGACGUGGUUUAAUAUUUUUUAAAUAUUUUCUUUAAAUAAUUUUUAUCUUCAAUAAUAAUUAACUCUAAUAGCAAAUUAAUUUGUAUUUAAACAGACACGUCGAUAGAUUUUAUUAGUAAAUAUAAUUUAUGAUUUUAAAAAAUAAAACAGAGUAGAUUUAAUUAGUACUUGAUAUUUGAUGAUAAAGCUCAAUAUGUGUUAUAAAAAAAAAAAAGAAAGAAAACUUGAACCAGUUAAAACUAUUACCGACAUCUUUGAAUCAUUACUCACCUCAUACUUAAUGAUAAUUUUUAACUAGAAAAAUUUUCUCACGCAAGUGUUCCUUCGCGUAUCAAAAGCUAAGUCUAAGGACAAUGCUCGUGAUUUUCGAAGCAAAAAAUAUUAUUAUAAAGAAUAAACUGUGUAUGUACAUAGAUAACUUCUCAUUUUUUUUCUUUGUUUAUCCUCGAUAACUAUUGUUAACUCUAAUAUAAUUUGAAUGCAAAUGAAGAAAUUUAAAAACAAUUAUCGUUUCAUGUGGGAAACAAAAUACACUUAUGCGAUAAUGCACAGAUAGCCUUUACAGUUGUACAUUCGAAAAUAAUCAUUAAAAACAAGUAACUAAUAACGAAAAAACUAAAAAAUAACAAUAACAAUAAACAUUCGAUAUACACAAUCCCGACUAUCGUAUCAUGAGUGCGUUUAUGUAUUAUAAUAAACUAUAAUUACUGAAUGAUAACAGUCUUCAAUAAGAUGUGCAUAAUUUUAAAAAGUCUAUAAAUUAACUGUUAUUAAUUAAUUAACAAAAAAAAAGUAAAUUAAUAAUUAUUGAUUUGAAUGGAAAAAUUUAAUGAAAUGUGUAUUUAAAAAAUAAUAAUAACAGAUAUGUAUAUAAAAGUUGAAUGAAAGUCAUAUCUUAGAAGUGUGUGCAGUAGUAUGAUAAUUAUAUCAAAAUAAUUAUAAUCAUUAUAUAGUUGCAACGAAUUUGAGUAUUUGUAAAAAAUUGUCACAAAUAAUUUAGUUUUUGCACGAUGACAAAUGAUUUAUAUGAAUAUAUUUAUUAAUUUUUUUAAUCAAUCAAAUUAUCGAUAAAAAAAUCAAUUAUUAAAUUUAUAUUUUAAUUAAUUACGGUAACUUUAUCCAAGCAUUUGAUGGCCAGAUUUUACUUAAUACACUUUUAAUAAUCUAUUGAUAAUUCUAUAUCGUCUUGUGCUUUUUAAAAAAAAAUUUAUAAACUUUUAUUUAUUUAUAUUUUUAAUUCAUUAACUAACAAUAAUAAAAAAAAUUAGACGACCUCUAAUAACUUAAAUAUAUAAAUAAUUUUAAAAUAAUCUUCCGUAAACAGUUGUUCAUUAUGAUUAAGAGUAAUUAGAUUGUAAAAAAAAUAACAAUAACAUUCAAAUACUCAAUGACCAUAAACCAUAACAAACUUUUGUAAAAAAGAAAAUGAAUAAUAAAAUAAAAUAUUUGAAUGCAUUUUAUUUACUGAAAUUUAAAUAUUUAUAAAUAAUCAAUAGAAUAAUGUGUGAAUGAUAUUUGUUAUAAAAACGAUAAAUAACGACGAGCGUUUGCAAUAGAUGUUAAUUAAUAAAAAAAUAAAUAAAUACUAGUAAAUAUUUUACUUUUGUGAAUAGAUAUUUAAUAAUUUAUUAUAAAUUAGAGCAACUUAAUUUAAACGAUUUUAUAAAGUGUCGUAUUAUUUGGGAUUUUAUUGUAAUGUUACAAUUUAUACAAUGCAUUUACAAAUUAACCCAGAUAAAACCGGUUAUAAAAUCGUUAUUAAUCCUCCUAAUCAUUGCGAUUUAUAAAUUUAUUAUUAUACAGUAUGCGUGAGAGAUAUAAAUAUAAUUAUAAAUAAUAAAUAUAAAUAUAUAAAUAUAAGUAUAAUAAAAAUAAAUAUAAAUAUAUCCGAUGUUGGAAUUAACAAAAUGUGACAGUGGACUUUUAAUAAUAAAAAACGAAGGAUACAAAUUAUUUAAUUCGUGUGUAUAUAUAUCUAUAUUAUAUAUAUAUAUAUAUAUAUAUAUAUAUAUG
Molecule: messenger RNA, 6188 nt
Organism: Microplitis demolitor
Lineage: Eukaryota; Metazoa; Arthropoda; Insecta; Hymenoptera; Braconidae
Gene: alpha-Man-Ia
Product: mannosyl-oligosaccharide 1,2-alpha-mannosidase IA
Exons: 9
Coding region: 1642-3372 (576 amino acids)
Biological process (GO): N-glycan processing; carbohydrate metabolic process
Cellular component (GO): endoplasmic reticulum; Golgi membrane
Molecular function (GO): mannosyl-oligosaccharide 1,2-alpha-mannosidase activity; calcium ion binding
Source: RefSeq, a predicted model, not a curated record